UCUCUCUCUCUCUAUAUAUAUCGAUAUCAACAUGUGGUUAUCUCCAGGUUAUAGAUGUUAAGGUUAUAAACUAACAGUCAAGAGUAUUCAAACCGGCAGGUUUUUAUAUUUUUAUUUAAAAUGAUCGCAAGUGAUAAGCUCUGGGAGAAAAUAUGUGCUGUAUUUCCAAUUUUAUCAGAAAAUAAUCAAGUUCCUUCAGAAGGUCCAGAAGUAGAUGACUUUAAAUCUGUGAUUAAAGGAAUAGAAGUGGAAGAUCAUACAUUCAUUGAAAGCUUAGUGAUAAACAAAAUUGAAGAAGAUAUGAGAGAAAAUGUCGCUCCUGCUUUUUGGUCUGAAUUUUAUUUCUUGGAAGAUGAUCCUGAAAAAAAUUUUAUAAGAUUUAAAAAUGCAGUUGCUGAACUUAAUGCGAAGUACUUGUCCUAUUUGCCUACUAUGCAUAGACUAGAGGAGAUGAGAUUAAUUUUGAACUAUGAUGAACCUAUCUAUGGGGAAACAAAUCUUUUAGUGAUAUUAAAAUUGAUAAUUCGUACUGUUUUACAUUCACAAUUGCCAAUCCCUAAAUAUCAAACUGUAAUAGAAGAAUUUUAUAAGUUAUCAUUCAAAGUUUUUUAUAAUGCUGACAAAUCCAGUCGAGGAUUGCCUUUGUGUGAUUUAAAUGAAUCUGGCGAAGAUGAGCGUUGUGGUGGUUGUUAUGAAAUCGAACAGUGUCGUUGUGAUGCCAUAAUUAAUGAUUUUCAUACCACUAACAGGAUUCUUAUCCAAUUAGAAUUACUAGAGAGGUUAGCCGGUGAGGUUUUAACAUCUCUCAUUCAUAAACAAAUAGAAAAUCACGUUCAAGAAACUUGUAAGGGCAGCUUUAAUCAAUCUUUUAUCAGCCCACUGGAGAAGUGGCUAGAUACUGUUGUGGUUGGAUGGUUGACUCGCCUGUACUCAAGUGGUCCUGAAAGUCCUACAUUAAAAGAGAAGUUAAAUGUAUUCAAGCAGAAGCUGAAACAUCUUUUGUACGAAACAUAUACAAGGCUUAGGAUUGAUCAACUUUUCACAAUCAUCAUUGAUUAUCCUGAAUCCGAAGCCGCUGUUGAUGAUCUCCGCCUCUGCCUUGACAAAACAGAUCUACGUGGUUAUCUUGUCGAAAGGCUGCAGGCUGCACUCCAGCAGAGGCUGCUCCAUCCCGGAGUUAAUACUCCCGACAUUAUCACUGCCUACGUGCAUUCCAUCAGGGCUCUGAGGGGUUUGGAUCCUUCCGGCCUUUUGUUGGAUACUGUCACACAUCCAGUUAGGCAAUAUCUUCGUUGCCGAGAGGAUACUAUGAGAUGUGUGGUAAUGAGUUUAACAGACGAAGGACCUGAUGGUGAUCUAGCAGAUGAACUUGCAAGAGGAGAAGCAAUCAAAGAAGAUCUGGCAGAAAAUUGGGAAACUUGGACACCACCCCACAUCGAUACUGUGGUCAAGUCGAACAAAGAGAAACAAUCGUGGGAUAUUAUUUCAAUGCUAGUUACAGUAUAUGGUAGUAAGGAAAUGUUUGUUCAUGAAUACCGUAACCUUUUGGCUGACAGAUUGUUGACACAGUAUUCCUACAACACCGAGAAGGAAAUACGGUAUUUAGAAUUACUGAAACUCAGAUUUGGAGAUUCACAGUUACACUAUUGUGAAGUCAUGUUGAAAGACAUUCAUGAUUCAAAGCGAAUUAAUACUCAUUUACACUCAGAACCAAAUUUUGGGCUUUCGAAACAGGAAUUUCGUUGUACAUGUAUGAUAUUAUCGGCCCAGUUUUGGCCACCUUUCAAAGAGGAAACACUUCAGUUACCACAGAAGAUAAAGGACCACCUUGAUGUCUACACUAAAGCUUUUGAAACCUUAAAGGGUAAUAGGACAUUGAACUGGAAGCCUCAUUUGGGAUCAGUCAGCCUUGAAAUAGAGCUGAAGAACCGAACAUUGAACCUUACUGUCUCACCAACUCAAGCAGCAAUUAUAUGGUACUUUCAAGAUAAAAUUCAGUGGACUAUUGACGAAUUAAGCUCUAUUCUGCUCAUUCCACCAACAAUUCUUAGGAGGAGAAUUGCUUUUUGGCAGUCUCAGGGCUUAAUAAAGGAAACAACAACUGAUACCUUCUGCCUAACUGAGGAACCAACUACUGGAAAGGGUUUGAAAGGUAUACCCGAUGUUUGUGAGGACGAGGAAACAGAGAGCAUAACAGCUUCUGCCCAUGAUCAGAGGGAAGAAGAGUUACAGGUAUUUUGGUCAUACAUUGUAGGAAUGUUGACCAAUUUGGAUUCCCUUCCUCCAGAAAGAAUCCAUCAAAUGUUAAAGAUGUUUGCUGCUCAGGGACCCACAGGCGUUGACUGUAGCCUGCAGCAACUGAAGCACUUCCUCGACAGGAAGGUCAGAGAACACAAGCUCCUCUUUUCAGGGGGAUAUUACAAAUUGCCAAAAUAGCAUUUCUUUUAAAGGGUACAAUGCCCUUGAUAACUGAGAAAAAAAAGUUUUCUUAAGCAUUCUUUCUUUUGUUUAUUGUAAAAUAAAGUAUAUAUUAAUUUAGGAGAACAUUUGAUAUUUCCAUAAGAUUAAUUUAAAAAACAAAACAUUAAUUAGGAAUUUAUCGAUAUGUCAAUUUGUAUACUAUCUACACACAAGUUUUGCUGUAGAUUGUCUGGUAAAAGCUUUUUAACUUUUUUGUUGUAAAUAAAUUUGUACAUUAUGUAAAUAUUUGUUUUUAAAAUGUAAAUUAGAUAAGUUAGUUUCUUCAGCUAUUUAUUGUUCUUGCUUGAACUUUACAUUUGUAUUUAUUAUUUUUACUCAUUUAUACUUUAUUUUAAAUGUAAAAUGAGCUGACUACAUUUUUUUAUUAUUAUUGUAAAUAAUUUAAAAUAAUUACUUCAUUGAUUCAUUCAACUUUUUAUAAAAUAAAUUAAUGUUAGCCUUUCUUCACUCCAAAGCAAAUUUGGUUGAUAGAAGUAACCCUUUGACUAAUAGUAUCAUAAUAGUAAGAAUUAUAUAUUUACCGAAAACUUGAUGUGAGAAUAAACAGAAU
Molecule: messenger RNA, 3031 nt
Organism: Nezara viridula (southern green stink bug)
Lineage: Eukaryota; Metazoa; Arthropoda; Insecta; Hemiptera; Pentatomidae
Source: the annotation of a GenBank genome assembly